GAGAUUUCAUCUUGAGGGUAAGAUCCUUAUGUAUGUGUGGACUUUUUCCUGGCUGAAUAUCUUGAAUGAAACAACACAAUAUUACACUUUUGCGCACAAAUAGGACGCGCCAGAUUUUUUUAAAAGGAUUUAAAAUGGCGAUGAAGCUCCUGGAACUUAACUCCUCUGCCUUCUCUGUGUCCCCUUUGGAGAACCAUGAGAACUCUUCCCUGGACUCAAGCCUUCAUCAUCUAUUCCCUGGCCCCAACAUUACCUACGUGGACUUCUACCUCCAUGAACCCUCUGUGUCUGCCAUCUUCAUUGUGUCCUACCUACUCAUCUUUAUUGUGUGUAUGGUGGGCAAUGGAGUGGUGUGCUUCAUUGUGCUCAGAAGCAAAAACAUGCGGACCGUCACCAACCUGUUCAUCCUCAACCUGGCCAUCAGUGACCUGCUGGUUGGCAUUUUCUGCAUGCCCACCACUCUAGUUGAUAACAUCAUCACAGGAUGGCCAUUUGGAAGUUUGGUGUGCAAGUUGAGUGGAAUGGUGCAAGGAAUAUCAGUGUCUGCUUCAGUAUUUACUUUGGUAGCCAUUGCUGUGGACAGGUUCCGCUGCAUUGUCUAUCCCUUCAAGCAGAAGCUCACCAUCUCCACCUCCACGCUUAUCAUCAUUAUCAUCUGGGUCUUGGCCAUCUCCAUUAUGUGUCCAUCUGGCGUCAUGCUCCAGGUCACCAAAGAGCGCCGGGUUUCCAUCCUGCUGGGUGAUGGCAAUGCCACUCGCCCGUUCUACUGGUGUCGUGAGAACUGGCCCAACCAGGAGAUGCGAAAGAUCUACACCACUGUCCUCUUUGCCAACAUUUAUCUGGCCCCGCUGACCCUCAUUGUCAUCAUGUAUGCUCGCAUCGGGAUUAUGCUCUUCAAGACGGCCGUUCCUGCUUGUGCAAAUCAAGCUGGUGGUUCUGGUUCCGGUGCUGGAUCUGGCUCUGGAAAAGCAGUUGUCUAUGAGGGCAGAGCUCACACUGUGUCACGGAAAAAGAAACGUGUGAUUAAGAUGUUGCUGGUUGUGGCUCUGCUCUUCAUCCUGUCCUGGCUGCCUCUGUGGACACUAAUGAUGCUGAGUGACUACGCCAGCCUAACUGAGCACCAACAUCGGGUCAUUAACAUCUACGUAUACCCGUUUGCCCACUGGCUGGCAUUCUGCAAUAGCAGCGUCAACCCAAUCAUCUAUGGGUUUUUCAAUGAGAACUUCCGUCGAGGGUUCCAAGCCGCCUUCAAGCUGCAGUUUUGUUCAGCCCAGCGUGGCAAAAGGAAGACCUACUCACACCGUGUUCAGGGAAAUGCAGUUCUGCCUACAAACUUGCACUUGACCCAGGAGUCUGAGGUUGGACCUGGGGGUUGUAAGCCAGGGCUGGGUCUGGGCCAGGGAAUUGGAAUAGUGAGAAAUGGGAAAAGUCUGGGUGAGUCCAGCCACUCAUCACAGAAGGAGAAUUUAAAAGAACAGGAUCUGAUCAUGGAGGAUCUAGAAAAGGUCAGGUAUGACAUUUAAGAUGACAUCUUUUUUUUUAAAGGAUUUUUUUUUCUUUUUGAUCAGUGAUUCCAGAAUACCUAGUAAACCUUGGAGUUGAACUGUAACAUCUGAUGGUUUUCUGAAAUUGUGGCCUUUUUUAUUUUUUUGCUGAUUGAAUUGCAGUAUAAGAUCAGAGGACCUGAGGCACUCAUGUCAGAGGCACAUUGGAAAGCAACAUGUCUGCAACUGUGAACAACAAAUGACAAGAAUCCUCUUUAUGUGGAUUGACACUAGAUUGGAAAAGAUGAGAAUGGCAGUGCAUCUCAUUGCUUGGCAGAGCAUGCCUUGUGUCAUGACCAUGAACUCCUGCCUCUUCUGACUUGAGAAGACCAGCCGAAGGGGCAUAUAAAACACCAAGUAAAUGUAGAGACUACUAAUACGUAAGGACAUAUUCGUGGGUGUCAUGAAUGAACUUGCCUGAAUGGAGAGGAUGGAAGUCUUUCAUUGUGGAAAUGGAAAUGAACCCUGUCCUGGCGCUGUUUUCUAAGAACACUGCCUGUCACAGACAGUGAGGUUUAGUGUGCACCCAAAAGUUGAAUGAGUCAUGAAAUAAGUCCAAAGGGGAAAGCUGUCACAACUGUCGCUGACCAUUUCCUCUGAUGUUUAUAGAUGGAGUACACUUUACUCUCUCUCCAGUAAUUCUCAUUAUUUUGUUCAUAAAAAGAAGAUGAAGUUUACACAUGUGUUUUCACACACAGUCUGUUUCCUCACAAUAUUGUGCUGCUAAAAUAUCCUGUGUGAUGUCUUUUAAAAGAUGUAAAGAGAUUUAUUAUCAGUGUGAUAUAGUGACGUGAAAUCCAAGCCUUAAAAGGGAAUUCUGUUAUUUCUUAACAUUUCUGCAUAAUUCAGUUAUUAGAAGUAAAUAAAGUUAUUUAGAGACAUUUAAUGUUAAGUACUCCCUUUUAGAGAAAGUUAGUGUCAGAACUGUUUACAAUUACCUGAUGCCUGAGACAUUGUGUUACAAUAGAUUUGAGAAGUUUUUGGCCUAAAAUGUGCUUUUAAAGUUAAAGGAGAGGAAGGUAGUUCCCAAAGGAAACCUUUUUUUAAGAUGUAUCACUAUUUUACAAUUGUCAACAUUAGAAUCAAAAGCAUAGAAUAUGCAUUGGUUGUAAAAUGGCUAUAUUUGUGUUGUAGACAUAGCAACCCAUGUUUCCUAUCAUUACCAUUGUAUAGAAAAUCUGAUGUCAUAUGUUUCUUUAGAAUGCACCAUUUCACAUCAAAACUUUAAAAAUGUCGUUUACAUCUCAGAGACGAUAGCGUUAAACAGAUCAGGUGAUGUUAAAGCAAUGGUCCUUCAACAUCAAGCUUUCGGUUUGUGACAUCUACAAAUGACAAAUGUUUUUUGACUUUUAUGAUAUAGAAGUGAAAUUUGUGAAGUGAAAAUGUUGCACUCUGAGAACAAUACAGGGAGCAGUGAUAGAUUUGCUGUGAAGCUAAAAGAAAGGAGGAUUGUGUUAGUCUUGAAGCUUUAAUUA
Pygocentrus nattereri (red-bellied piranha) is the source of this 3019-nucleotide messenger RNA. RefSeq names its product neuropeptide FF receptor 2. The transcript is spliced from 5 exons. Gene Ontology annotation, cellular component: membrane. Bases 66 to 1523 code for a protein of 485 amino acids. The record is from RefSeq and is a predicted model, not a curated record. Gene Ontology annotation, molecular function: neuropeptide receptor activity; peptide binding. NCBI's taxonomy places the organism in Eukaryota, Metazoa, Chordata, Actinopteri, Characiformes, Serrasalmidae. Gene Ontology annotation, biological process: G protein-coupled receptor signaling pathway.